UUCUGCCAGGAAACAUCAUGAUCUUGUAUACGGUCAUAAUUACGACACUGUGUCUGAGGUUGACCUUGACUGCAGAGACACCACUUUCCACAUCAGAGGACAUCUCACAGAUAAACAACCUGAAGAGUGAUGAAGUUCCAAGGGUAAACAUCGACCCUCGGCUUAGAAGAGCGCUACUCAGGGUGUUGACAAAGCUAGAAGAAGAGGACAAACGUAAUGGCCGCCAUGACUCUGCUAGACAAAUGGCUGAAGUGAUGCAGAACAUAAUAUCUGAGGCAGAUUUCGUUAAAUACUUUCAAGAACAGGGUCUUGAAAAAGAGCUUUUGGAGAGUUUUGAAUCCAAUGAAUCUAACAAGGAAGACCAGAAAGAUGUAAAUUUCGAAGAGAUUCUCUCAUACAGUUCCGAAGACACGAAUAAGCCAAGAGAAACUCCUUUUACGUUCGCUUCCUAUCCAGAGGACGGAAAAGAGGAUACAACACAAAAGAGUUAUCUAGAUUUUCAAAAGACGGAUAAAUACCCCUCAACUAAUCCAACUCCUUCAUUGGGAGAUGCUAUAUUUUUCCAAAUUCCUGAACCUCUUCAUAUCCACGACUCGUUAGUUGAAGAUAACGAAAAUGAGGAGGGAAAGUCAUCUGUAAACGUCCAAGAAACGCGUAGUAUUCAAGGACCAACGUUUACUUCGCCGACAGAAAACAACAGUUAUCAAGAAAAUAGAGAAGAGAAGGUUACGUUUAUAGAAAGUGACGAUGCAAGUAAAGACAUUAAAACUGAUACUAUCACAGUAAGCCAGCCAGAGAAAAGUGUAUUGCAAGAGGAAGAAGAAGAUGAAGCCUCUAAGAUCAAGAUUGAUUUUCAAGCUAGCAACGGGACUGAGGUUGAAGAUACGGAGGAUACUGGAAACUCUUCAAUGAAAGUUAAGCUAGAGAAACACGAGGUUGAAUUCCUACAUUCUUCACUUCUUGCUGCAUUUACAGUGCAACAGGAUCAACAAGGUCUUCCUCGUAGGGUUAUCCCAUUAAACUAUCAAGCCUCAGGAGAUCCUAUACCUUUGCCAAACAACAAACAGCAGCAACAACAACGCUCUAAUGUCCAAGCUAGUUAUGAGGAGAAGCAAAACCAGCUCCAGCAACAAGUAAAAUUCUUACAGGAACAGCAACUACAAGAACAGCAAUACCGUCGUCUUCAGGAGUUCGUGAAAGAAAGACAGAGGUUGCUGGAGCAAGAAGCUCAGAGACAACUUCUUUUGGAAAAUCAGAAAAGACAGUUUGAGAACGAGCAAAGAUUAGCCUUAGCCAGGCAAAGGCAACAACAGAUAUUGUUUCAGAACCAACAAGAUAACAGUUUGGAUAAUCUCAAGGAAUUGGAGAGGCAAAGGUAUUACAACCAACAACAGUUUAACUUCAAUCAAAUCAACCAAAACCAGCCACAGAACGUACAUUUCCAGAAAAGUGUAGAUUAUCAGUUUCAAACCAAAGUUCAACCGCAAACAUUCAACCAAUUGCCUCUGUCAGGCUUUCAAUCGUCAUUCGGAUCUUUCAACACGCCUUUUCAGCCUUCAGUGGAAUUGAACAGAGUAAAUCGUCAAGAAGCAUCUAACUCAGUUGGGAACUUCGGAUUAUCCACUCCUCGACCGAGUUUGAACUUUCGCUCAGCAGGAUUUUCAUCUACCGUAGCACCUUUUAGCCAGCCAACCCAGAACUAUAUCAAAUCCUCCGUUUUGAUCCAACCAUCUCAGUCGACUUUCAUUCAUCCUUCAGACUUUAUCCAGAACAACCAAAUCAUCCAAUCACAGUACGUCCAACCCUCCAACUUCUUCCAGCAGACCUACAACCAACACAGGUUCGCUCCAGUAACCAGAUCUCCACUAACUGUUGACAGUCAGAUCCAGAGCUUACUCUCGAUAACCGGCAUCGGUCAAGGGAAGCCGAGCGCUCAAGAGGAUCUCAACAUCGUAACCAAGGUGCUCGCCCUAGGCCACGGGGAACCUCAGUUUCACAGACAGCAAUUCCAAGCAUCGACAAGACACGAACAAGUCGUCAAGGCGCCAUCAAGAGUCAUACAACCUCCGGAAGUGUGAGUUACAAAGUGUACAUAACUGUUGCCAUCGCCAUUGAAGAGCCGUGAUUAACUCCUCGUGUGUUCAGUUGUAUACAGAACUUGUGUUGUUAACGAUAUUGCUCAAAAACUCUCUUUAGGAUAUCUGACGUAACAUUUUGCCUUCCCGUGCUGAGGUGUUGGAUAUGAAAAGAUUCAUAGUUUAUUUUAAAACUAAUGUUUUUUCGAUUUGCCUAGAGGCUUAGUCAUGUUGGUUUUAAAACUUAAAUCUCAAAAUGUUUCUUUCAUCCCGUUGUAAUUUUAAUUUUUUUUCAGUUUUAAUAGUACAAACUAUCAAACAGAUCAAAAAUAUAUGUUAAGCUAGAAAUACGUAAGAUGGAUUACUUAUGUGAACAAAUGAUCCGUAAGGAUUUUGGAACCAGGAUAGAAAGAUUUGUGCAAGUCUUUAAUUUGCUGUAACAUGAAGUAACACGCCUCAGUUAAUGUAAUAUAACAAUCAAACUUUUAGUAGCAAAAUUUAGUAAGUUAUGUCUAAUUUCUAUGUAUAGUUUUGUAAAUAAAUAUUUUACUGUUA
Macrosteles quadrilineatus (aster leafhopper) is the source of this 2630-nucleotide messenger RNA. RefSeq names its product putative mediator of RNA polymerase II transcription subunit 26. The transcript is spliced from 2 exons. NCBI's taxonomy places the organism in Eukaryota, Metazoa, Arthropoda, Insecta, Hemiptera, Cicadellidae. Bases 18 to 2078 code for a protein of 686 amino acids. The record is from RefSeq and is a predicted model, not a curated record.